GCGUCCACGAGGGCGUUUUCACAACGAAUUCUACACCAAAGUUAACACCCACCGACUGAAUUUCCCGCUCUUCAAAUUCAAGGAUGAGAUUGGAGUGCGGAGAAUCUGCUUGGAGUUGUCAGAGAGAAUCUGUAAACGGUGAGUCAAAGACACAGAGCAAAGGGUGGAACAAAAACGAGGGCAGGGACGCGAAGCUGAAAGAGAAACUUCCCGUAAGUUUAUUGGCUGAUACAGAAGGAGCUCAGUGAAUCAGAGAAGCCCGUCUCCCUUCAAACUUCGGCUGAGGCAGGAGCCGAACCAGCUUUCCAACAGAAGCACACUGCAUGGUCCAUUCACUUAAGAAAGAAGGCAUCAGACACGGUCUUUUUGAAGGGGAGAAAUAUAUUUGUUUACUUAUUUUUUGGAUCCAUUUCCACUUGUCAUAAAGAUAUCAAUAUGGAAUACAUUGAAAAGAUCUUUGAUGUGGCAAAGAUUAUUUACUCUCUCUGCAAUGAGGUAAAAAUGAAUCACAAGCGAUGCUGUCGUUUAAAGGGUCGAAUCGAAUCUCUCUUAGAACCUGUAAAGGCUAUUCAGAAGGAAGACAUGGAUGACAGCUUGACAAAGCUUCUGAAGGAGAUGAUGGGGAUUCUGGAGAGUGCAAGGGAUUGUAUCAAGUCUUUCACCAACAAACAUCGGUUUUCCAAAGUCUUCAAGGCUUUUGCAAUCAAGGAAGAGUUUAAUCAUCUCAAUGAAAGACUGAAUGAUGCUGCGAUAGCCUUGGACCUCGCCUUGCAUACUGAACAAACAAAAAUGCUUCUGACUAUCUUUAAGGGAAACCAGAGGAAGAAGGAAGACAAGCAAGAUACUAAGGAAGAUCAGACGUUUCUAAACUUAGUGGAGAAGAAAUUAGAGGAAGCACUGCAUUCAAUGGAGGAGAGAAUUCAGCAGGCUGUGGAGACUGUGAAUGAUGACUUGGGAGAAAUGAAAAUGGAUCUGAAAGACAUCAAACGUAUAAUUGAGGCAUACCAAGAGAAACCUUCUGUUCACCCAGUGCAGGGAAUUCUGGAAUUAAGCCCAGGGGACAUUGAAAGAGAGAGCAAGCCUUUUUUAAUAACCGAUAAUUCCAAAUAUUACAAGGGAACAUUGCACAAAUUUCCAGUCGCCAUUAAACGUUUUGUUAACGUUGGACCAUCCAGUGUGGAGGAAAUACGUAAAAUUUUUCACAAAGAGGCAGAAACCAUGAAGCACUUUGAAUCGCCAAAUAUCGUGCGAAUUUAUGGAAUCUGCAUUGAUCAAAGGAGUUCCAGCCCCGAGUUCCUGAUUGCGAUGGAGUAUUGCGAGCUGGGGUCCUUGCGCAGUGUUCUGGCGGGCAAGUGGCAUCUCAGCUGGCAGAGUCGUGUUCACAUGGCACUGGAUGCUGCCAGUGGCUUGUACAGGUUGCACCAAUCAACUGAGAAGUUCAAACUUCUCUGCUCUAUUGACAGCACCAGAUUCCUGGUUGAUAACGGCCUCAGAGUGAAGCUGGGGGGCAUGGACUUGGCAAAGACAGAGACCUCCAUUCGACGAAUCAGUGCCUCCAGCCAGAAAUCCCAGUUGCUACCAUACAUCUCACCACAGCAAAUGAGCGACAUCAACUACCCAUAUGACAAGCCCUGUGAGGUGUACAGUUUCGGGAUUGUUCUUUGGGAGAUAGCAAGCUGUAAAACACCUUUCAAAGAUUGCAGCGAUCAAGAAAUCCACCAAAAAGUCUGUGAGGAACAAGUCCGUGAGCCUCUGCCAAGUGACUGCCCCAAAGACCUUUGCGAGCUGAUCGAUGAAUGCCGCGCCUUUGACCCGUUCGAGCGUCCAAACGCUGGAGCUAUCGUUGACAGGCUGAAGAAUAUCCUAACGAGAAUUACUGAAGCAACCAAAGAAGCAAGGGACUGAAUCCCAUGCAGUUUCUAUACUCAACAAUGUUUGGCAAGUUCCAGGCAACUGCGUUUGUUCAGGCAUCCUACAGACCUUACUUGUGCAACUUAAAUCUGGCUUUGUGCAAAGAUGAUUCAUUAAUAUCUAUGAACUCUGCCCUCACAACCAUCCAUUAAAGACACAACAUCAAAAAUAAAAUGC
Messenger RNA from Pristis pectinata (smalltooth sawfish), 2088 nucleotides. Its product is annotated as mixed lineage kinase domain-like protein. The transcript is spliced from 12 exons. Gene Ontology annotation, biological process: cell surface receptor signaling pathway; protein phosphorylation. Gene Ontology annotation, molecular function: ATP binding; protein kinase activity. The record is from RefSeq and is a predicted model, not a curated record. The coding region runs from base 436 to 1905 and encodes 489 amino acids. Lineage: Eukaryota; Metazoa; Chordata; Chondrichthyes; Rhinopristiformes; Pristidae.